Molecule: messenger RNA, 660 nt
Organism: Cimex lectularius (bed bug)
Lineage: Eukaryota; Metazoa; Arthropoda; Insecta; Hemiptera; Cimicidae
Exons: 4
Coding region: 32-592 (186 amino acids)
Source: RefSeq, a predicted model, not a curated record
CGUAAUAUUUUUUAUAUUAUAGUGCGAAAUCAUGAUUAAAGAAGCACUUUACGUGACUCUGUUUUCCUUUUGGAGCUGUACAACCUUUGCUGCAUUCGCUGGCUCCUACUAUAUUAUACCUUUAGCAUUGGAAAAAUGCAGUGUUUCUGAGUGCGAAAAUCCAAUUAUUGUCUUCAGCAAUUAUAAAAUAAGAAAGCUUGAUAGGUCAACUUACGUCUACACGGGUUCAAUGAAUGCCACAAUACCUAUUGACGAUGACAUAUGGGCCAGAGCUGAUGUUUCUGUCUGGGGAAAUGGCGGUUGGAAGCCGAAUUUUUACACUUUCGAAAUGGGAAAAUUCUGCUCUGGAAUGAGAAAGUUUUUGCCGAAAUUCGAUGAGGAAAUCACUAUGCGUCUAAACCAAACUUGUCCCGCACCCCCUGGUUUUUACACUUUAACCAACUUGAAUUUUCGCCAAGAGAGCCAGCACAUACCGUCGCUUCCAUAUGGAAAGUACAAGGCUAAGAUUAUUGGUUUUGAUAAAGAUAAAAAUUGUGUGGCAUGUGCUAAUUUCGUGUGCGAGGUCGUACCCAAACGCAGGAAGAGGCCAUAGACAUUUGUUAUGAUGAGGACUGUGAAAUCUGAUAGGACAUGGAUAAUAAUAAAACAUUAAUAAAAUGU